AUGGCGGGUGUUAGCUUACGUGAAUGACGGCGACCGCGACGGAGAUAUUCGCCGAGAGCCAGUGUACCGUGUGUGUUCCGCGAGCCGGGAAACGCUCGAGUUGGUGGUCAUAUGACUCAUCCGGAAGGUAAAGAUGCAGAAUGUAGCACAAGAAACGACCUCGGAUAGCCAGAAGCACGAGAAACCGAGCGUUCACCACGACAUCGAGAAGACGUCGUCGACUCCGCAGUCCUCGAACUCGAGCCCCACGAAGUCGGAGACCGAGACCUUCUCGGAGCUGCAGCCGCGCUUUAUGACAGACUCGUCGGAGAGCGAGGAGGACAGCGUCUCGGAGGUGGAGUGUUUUGCGAUCGAUCAGGCCGAGUUGGACGAGGAUCACCACCUGGAGACGUCUAAAUUCUUGUUGGCUCCCGAAGAUCCGGAGCGAUCUGUCGACCCCGAGACUCAGGCUCGUUUGGAGGCUCUUCUGGAGGCAGCCGGUAUCGGCAAGUUGGCGUCUGGCGAUGGAAAGCAUCUGGCAGAUCACGAAGUGCUUCGUCGUUUGACGUCCAGUGUCUCUUGUGCUUUGGAUGAGGCGGCAGCCGCAUUGACGCGUAUGCGUAGCGAUAAUCGUAUCCAGAACGAGAAGCGCUCUCUGGUGGAGGCUUGCACCGACGGUGACGUCGGCACCGUACGGAAACUCCUGACCGAAGGGCGCAGCGUACACGAGACGACCGAGGAAGGAGAGAGUCUGCUCUCCCUUGCAUGUUCCGCUGGCUAUUACGAGCUUGCGCAGGUAUUGCUCGCAAUGAAUGCCAACGUGGAAGAUCGAGGCAUCAAGGGGGAUUGUACCCCCUUGAUGGAGGCAGCGAGUGCGGGACAUGUGGACAUUGUGAGCUUACUCAUAGCUCACGGUGCCGAUGUCAAUGCUCAGUCGACAUCAGGGAACACGCCUCUCAUGUACGGCUGCGCUGGCGGUCACGAAGAAGUGGUGCGAGUCCUACUGGAAGCAGGCGCCAAUGUGGAGGAUCAUAACGAGAAUGGUCACACACCUCUGAUGGAAGCAGCCAGUGCCGGACACGUUCCAGUGGCAAAGAUCUUGCUGGAACACGGCGCUGGCAUCAAUACUCAUUCCAAUGAAUUCAAAGAGUCCGCUUUGACAUUGGCCUGUUAUAAGGGACACCUGGACAUGGUACGAUUCCUCUUGGAAGCUGGAGCCGAUCAGGAACAUAAAACCGACGAGAUGCAUACUGCCCUUAUGGAAGCAUCCAUGGAUGGCCACGUGGAGGUUGCCAGGCUCCUCUUGGAUUCUGGUGCCCAGGUGAACAUGCCAACGGAUAGCUUCGAGUCACCGUUGACCCUGGCAGCUUGCGGAGGGCAUGUUGACCUGGCCAUGCUGCUGAUCGAGAGGGGAGCGAACAUCGAGGAGGUUAACGAUGAAGGCUACACCCCUCUCAUGGAGGCGGCAAGGGAAGGCCACGAAGAAAUGGUUGCCUUACUUCUGAGUCAAGGAGCCAACAUCAAUGCUCAGACGGAGGAGACUCAGGAGACAGCCCUUACGUUAGCUUGCUGCGGUGGCUUCCUGGAGGUCGCGGACUUCCUGAUAAAGGCCGGGGCGGAUAUUGAGUUGGGUGCGUCGACGCCUUUAAUGGAGGCUGCUCAGGAGGGACACUUAGAUCUUGUCCGAUACCUCUUGGAGUCCGCUGCGGAUGUCCAUGCGCAGACUCAAACUGGAGACACUGCGUUGACCUAUGCUUGUGAGAACGGCCAUACCGAUGUUGCCGAUCUCCUUCUGCAGUUUGGCGCUGACCUGGAACACGAAUCCGAGGGCGGUAGAACACCACUCAUGAAGGCUUGUAGGGCCGGUCACCUUUGUACAGUGCAGUUUCUUAUAACUAAGCGCGCGGAUGUUAAUCGGCAAACUACGAACAAUGAUCAUACCCCUCUUUCGCUGGCUUGCGCCGGAGGACAUCGUGCAGUCGUCGAACUACUUCUCGCGCAAUCUGCCGAUCCAUUCCAUAAAUUAAAGGAUAACUCCACCAUGCUGAUAGAGGCAUCCAAGGGUGGACAUACGUGUGUUGUUCAACUUUUGUUGGACUACCCUCAUAGCAUCAUGAUGAGUACUCCCCAUACCGCUGCGCCUGCUCCCAUGCUGCUGCCCCAACAACCGCAGCAACAACCGCAGCAACAACAGCCGCAGCAACAGCCGCAGCAACAACCGCCACAGCAGCAGCAGCAGCAACCUCCUCAGCAGCAGCCGCAGCCGCAGCAUAUUACUCAUCAGCAGCUUCCACCUCACCAGCAGCAGACGCCCACCCAACAGCAGCAGCAGCACCAGCAACAGCAGCAGACCACCGAGCAGCCUCAGGUCCAGAACUUACAGCCUAAGCACAACACCCAGAAGUCGCUGUUAAGGACAAACCGUUCGGUCACCAUGAUGCCUGACAUGAGCCUCACCUCCGCCGAAGCGCAGCAGGUUCGCACGCAACCUGCAGGCGAGGCCGUGGCCACUGCCAAGGACGACACCAAUAUCCUCGACAAGGGAAGUGGAGGUUUUACCAGCCUCUCCGAGCCCAACAUCAGCCUCAGUCCCGUGCCGACCCAAGCUCCUCCUCCGGCUACCACCGCAGUCGCCACCACUACCACCACCAACUCCGAGAGCAGGAAGAUCACCCGGCAGGAGCAGAUCCUCCAGAAGCAGCAGAUCCUCGAGGAGUUGCAGAGGGUGGAGCGGGAGCUGCAGACUAAGGGCGCGGGUCAGCUGUUCCUGGGAUCGUCCGGCACCGCCGCAGAUGCCAUUGCUGUUCCUCAACAGAUGCAACCGCAGCAAGACUCCGCUGAUGCCGACGCACUGCUACCCGGCAUGCUCAUCCACGAGCUGCCCGCCCAGUCGACGGCUUCUCAAGGGAUGUUUUGCGACACAGCGGGGAUAUCCGGGAGUAUACCGUCGCGUCACUUGAUGUCGAGGGCCAUGGAUACCUACAAUGCGUACCUAGAAGGGAAGAGGGCCGUCAAGGAGAUAUUUCUGAAGGAGGCCCAACGGCAGAUGACCCGGGUACCGACCUUCGCCGAGACCUUCCCACCCUCGAGCAACUUCCCUGCCAUGCCGCCGCUAUCCCUCGCCCCCAUGCCCGUAACGUCGACGGUCGCGAUGACGACCGCGAAUUCCUCGACGACUCCCACCCUGAGCCCGCCCAGCGUCCCGACGCCGCCGGCGGUGGCCACGGUCUCUCAGCCGAUCACCGCCAGCAGCGACGUCAGCCAGAACACCGCGAUCAGCGACCGGCCGAAGGCCAAGCCCGUCUCCAAGAAGGAGGGGAAGAACAUCCGGAAGGCCGUCUCGGCCGCGGCGACCGGGAAGCUGCAGCAACAGCAGGUCACCAUCAUGGCCGGGCUACAGCACCAGUACCAGCAAAAGCAGCUGCAACAUACCAUCCAGGUCCAACAUCUGCAGCAACUCAACGAGCAACUGCAGCUCCAGCUCGACCAAGUGCAGGUGCAGCAACAGCAGCAGCAGCAACAGGGUGGUCUCCCAGGUGGUAGUGGAGGCGGCGUCCUGAUGCCGACCCAGCUGAUGGCCCACCUCCACCCCACUCAUACCCACCAUCUUCACGAACAGCAAGCUCCUCAGCAAGGACUCCCGGACCAGAUGGACCCGGAGAUAGCGAGGCUCCACCGCGACGGGACGUGUCCGUUCUUCGCGGCCGCUCAGAAGAAGUACCCGGAGAGCCACCUGAAGCUCGAGGACGGCACCCAGAUCCCCUUCGACGAGGUUACCGAGAUAUUCGAGUCCAUCAGCUUCGACGACGUUCCGAAUGCCACGGAAGAUCAGGAGAAGCUCGAGUUGAAGAACUUGGACAUUCCCGCCAGUAAAGACCAGACGCAGCAGCAACAGCCGCAGCAGACUCAGCAACCGGUCCAGCAGCUUCAGCCUCAGCAGCAGCAACCCCAGCAGGCUCAGCAACCGACCCAACAGGUCCAGCAACAGGCUGGACAGGUUGUUGCUCAACAAGUUCCCGGUCAUCAUGCCUCUCGGGAAUAUUUCGCUGUUCCUGUCGCUUCCGUUUCCUUGCCUGCCCUGCCCUCCCUGCAGGUCACGAACUCCGGCGUACAGAUCCAAGCGGACAUAUCCACCGGGCUACAGUUAACGAGCGCACUGCCUCCCCAGAGUCAAAUCCUCUCCGAGUUCUCCUCACCCACUUACCCGCUGGGAUUCUGCGAGGCCAUCGAGAGCCUGAGGAAUGAGUCGCAGCUGUUUCUACAGUCCUCGCAAUUAGUUCAAUCCUUACCGACCGUUAACGACGCCUUGGCGGUGAUAGAUAAUAUACCUCAGCCGUCCAACGGCUACGCCCAGUCGACGACGUGCAACACCCACCAGGUGCAAGUGGCCACGCAGACCCAGGCGCCGGCGGCCACGACCAUCGCGACCGUGGCCGCUCCCGACAAGAAGCAGGUAUACACCGCGCCUGCUGCCGGAAAGGGGAAAAAGGCGCGAUAUCCUCCUCUGUCCCAGCAACAGUCCUGCCAGCAACAGUCCACCGCGACCGCUCAGCAGCAGACGGCCAACUUUCCCACCCAGAACUACCAGUUGGACCCUGCCGCAGUGUCCGGACAGUACACGACGGGUGUUCCCACGGUCGGCGGGUACGCUGCCAACCAGGUGCCACCGGCUCCGUUUUCUUGUAUGGACGUCGACUCCGAGACGGACAGCAACCACGACACGGCGUUGACGUUGGCCUGUGCCGGUGGCCACGAAGAGCUGGUCGAGUUGCUGCUGAGUCGGGGCGCGGAUAUCGAGCACAGGGACAAGAAGGGCUUCACGCCGCUGAUCCUGGCGGCAACGGCCGGCCACCAGAAGGUCGUCGAGAUCCUGCUGAACCACGGGGCGGACAUCGAGGCUCAGUCGGAGAGGACGAAGGACACUCCGCUGUCUCUAGCCUGCAGCGGAGGAAGGUACGAGGUCGUCGAGCUGCUCUUGAACCGCGGGGCUAACAAGGAACACCGGAACGUCUCCGACUAUACCCCUCUAAGUCUGGCCGCUUCGGGGGGAUACGUCAACAUCAUCAAGCUCCUCCUUAGCCAUGGCGCCGAGAUCAACUCCAGGACCGGUUCCAAGCUGGGCAUCUCUCCGCUCAUGCUCGCCGCUAUGAAUGGACAUACAGCGGCGGUCAAAUUGCUGCUGGACAUGGGCAGCGACAUCAACGCCCAGAUCGAGACGAACCGCAACACCGCGCUGACCCUCGCUUGCUUCCAAGGCAGACACGAGGUCGUCAGCCUCCUGCUCGAUCGCAAGGCCAACGUGGAGCACCGUGCCAAGACGGGACUGACACCCUUGAUGGAGGCUGCCAGUGGGGGGUACGUCGACGUCGGCCGCGUUCUGCUCACCAAGGGGGCCGACGUCAAUGCGACGCCUGUACCUUCUUCCCGGGACACCGCUUUGACUAUCGCCGCCGAUAAGGGUCACUGCCGUUUCGUAGAAUUAUUGUUGUCGAGGGGAACCCAGGUCGAGGUGAAGAACAAGAAGGGGAACAGUCCACUGUGGCUGGCGGCUAACGGUGGACACCUCAACGUCGUGGAUUUACUUUACCACGCCGGCGCAGAUAUCGACUCCCAGGAUAAUCGAAAGGUGUCUUGUCUGAUGGCCGCGUUUCGGAAGGGCCACAUCAAGGUGGUCAAGUGGAUGGUGAACCACGUGACCCAGUUCCCGAGUGACCAGGAGAUGACGAGGUACGUCGCGACGGUCAGCGACAAGGAGCUGCUGGAGAAGUGCCAAGAGUGCGUGAAGAUCAUCAGGGCGGCCAAGGAGACCCAGGCUGCCAAGGCGAACAAGAACGCGACCAUCCUCCUCGAGGAGCUCGACAUGGAGAAGACCAGGGAGGAGUCGAAGAAGGCCGCCGCGGCGCGCAGGAGGGAGCGGAAGAAAAAGAAGAAGCUCGAGAAGAAGGAAGAGAAGCGGAAGUUACACGAGGAUAACAAGAAGAAUGAGACCAUUUAUGAGGACAAGGAGGACGGGAAGAAGUCCGGGGACGAGGACGGAGACAGGGGCGACGACAGCGAGCACGAGGGCGGCGACAGCUGCGAGCGCAUGGACAACGUGCCUUCUCCCGUCAACCGGAGCCCCGAAGACCCCGACAAGGAAGAGGGCGACAGCGGGAUCGAUGCCAAUAGCCAAGGGAGCUGCAGCAGCAACGACGUCAAGGCUAGGGAGAAGAAGAAAGACAAGAAGAAGAAGAAGAGUAACAGCCCUAGCAGCAACGAGAAGGAGACCUCGCCCCACAGGUCGCCCAAGGCCGUCCUCAUCCCGAACACGAGUAUAGCCCAGAAUGCGAUCACGCCCACCAAGGCGCAGAACACCGCCUCGGAAAAAAGAACGACCGCGAACACGGUCAGCAACGUCCCUAACUCCUCGUCGACCGUCUCCAACGCCAGAGCGGCGACAUCUGCCGCGAACAGUUCGAACGAAAGGAAACUCAAGGGCCAGCUGGUGUUCGAGUCGACCAGGCAUCCGGCAGAGAGGGAGGACUUCGAGGCGACCGGCAACGAGACCUACAUGCCCGGCAAGGGCAAGAAAUCCUACAGCAAUCAAUACGAAGGCGACUCGCUGAACACCUCGUCCAAGUCCACCAGCUCCACCAGCCCUAAACAAGCUGGGAAGCGAGAGGAGGGCUGGAAGGAAGUCGUUAGGAAGGGACAGUCGGACGACUCCGGGAGGUACAUGAACUCGCCGUUCCGCUCGAAGAAGGUGUCCGUUCCGCCGAACGCCAUCAGCAGGGUCAUCGGCAGAGGUGGCAGCAACAUCAACGCCAUCCGGGGCGCAACGGGCGCGCACAUCGAGGUGGAAAAGCAGAGCAAGUGCCAGGUAGAAAGGAUCAUCACCAUCAGGGGCUCGUCGGACGCCACCAAGCAGGCGCACACCCUGAUAGCCGCCCUCAUCAAGGACCCGGACGUCGAUAUCCUGCAGAUGCUCCCCAAGUCUAAGCUCACCGUCGUCACGUCCUCCUCCUGGGACAAGACCAUUCCCAGCAUUGCGGCGAACGCGAAGACGAAGCUGGGGCCAGUGAACAAGCCGGCUAGCCUGGUGUCUAGUACCGGUGGCUCUCAGGCGAACAAGACGGGGUACACGGCCGGCGUGUCGUCCGUCAGUCAAUUGUUGCCACUUCGUUCUUCCUCUACUAUCAAACUUGCGGGAGCUUUCCCAGCUCCCUUGCCAAGGGCCACGGCGCCUAGACUCGCUGCCGCAGCGGAGAAACGCGCGCAAGCGGUCGCCGCUGCGCAGCUGGCUUCCUCGACGAACACGAAGACGACCAUGUCCUACACGAGCGCCAUCAUGACGGCGGGCCGGGCGACGAAGAUCGCCACGACGAGCACGACGCAGACCUUCGCGGCGAAGCUGUCCGAGAUCACCGCGUCGACGCACACCUCGACGACGGUGAUGCAGUCGAGCCACCCGGGAGGCACCAAGCAAAAGCCGAGCCAGGCGAACACGGUUACCGUGAUGUCCUCGUCGACGGCGCCGGCUACGCCGCAGACCUCUCCCCAGCAGGUCGCGGCGAACUCCUCGCCGAAACACUGCCGACCACUGCCUACCCUCUCGGCGCCGCCGACCAUGUCCUCGCACUACCAGGGGAAGGCGACCUACUCGUCAGGGUCUUCGACUCCCGGAGCGGCGGCGCCCACGGCGACCUCGAACGGCCCCGAGGUCGGCCCCUCGGUGACGAUGACCCUGACCUCUUCGGGGUCGGUUCGCGUGACCCCCUCGCCUCCGGUAUCCACUGCAACGGUAGCUGCCGUCUCCCAGGCUCAAGGCUCCACCCUGCAACAACAGCAGCAACAGCAACAGCAGCAACAACAACAACAGCAGCCGCAACAGCACCAACAGAUGCGCAGCUCCACUCCCAUCGCACCUUCUUCCGGGUCCAUGCAAGACCAGCAACAACAGCAACAGUCCAAUAGCACGCCCCUAGAGUACUCGCUCUUCAACGAUACCUUCACCAAGGUCACUCAGCAGUCCAUGUGGGGUGGGCGGGAGAACGAAUCUCAGAAGGGCAUGAACUUUGCUACCGUCGCUGGUGGAGGGGUCUCCGUUAAUACAUCCGGAUCCUCCUCCAACAAGUUCAUCGACAGCGUGCCGCCGCAGGUGGACGCGUCUAAGGCGCCCGGGUACAGAGGUACGAGCAUGUGCUCGCCGGUGUCGAGCAAGUCUGGGGGCACGAGCAGCGGGGUGUCGCCCUCGGGGGUGCACAACCCGAUCCAGCCGCCGCAGUUCCAGACCUCCGUGGGGUACAACGAGCACCAGCUGCCGAACAAGCUGCCGGGGGGUAGUCUGGCGGUGGCGCGGCCGGUUAUGGCGCAGCAAAACCUGGAUAUGGGCGCGGGGAUGACGCAGUUCAACCGGCAGGUGUUCCAGGGGGAGAUGGGCUCCCGGAACGCGGCGGCGAGCCACCAGCCGCACGCCAUGUCCUCGGGCUCGCAGCCCGGGCUGGACGUGGGCCUGUUCAAGGGCAACGCGACCGGGUACGAGCACCCGGGGGUUAACUCGAACCUCUUGAAGAUGGUGCCCGGCGAGGGCCAGCCCGGCGGUCACCAGAUCCUGCCGUUCCUCCCGCACAUGCCGAAUUUCACCCAGACGAUCGCCCAGUCGGCCUCGGUGAACACCACCGUUAGUAUGUCUAGACUGAACCCCAGGGCCCCCGAUUUCUCGAGUUCUCUGCACCUGAACAACAAACCGCAGGUGACGAUGUUCAAUACCGGCACCGGGAUCCACCCGAACAUGUUCGCGACGGUCCCCGCCCCCCCGGCCUCCGUGAUUCAGUCGAACAACCUGGCCAUGCUGGGCAACUUCCCCAUGGGGAAGUACCAGGGCGCGCCCUCGAGGGCGGCGGCCAACCCCAGCGUCUCCACCAACGGCCAGACCCGGUGGCCCUUCGCUGGCCCUCCCCACAACAGCUACCCUCCGCACCAGGACCCCAUGAUGGGCCAGAUCGGGUUCUCCAAUCACCUGGCCAACAUCACCGGCCAGCCCGGCAACAUCGACCUUAUCACCAGCCUCGAGAACGGCGGCUCCCCCGCCAUGUCCCCCUCCUCGCCCGCCCAGGUCGCCCAGGAGAUGAACCAGCUUAAGAUCGAGGAUCGCAAGGUUCCCAGGCCCAUCGGCACCGAGCGCGCCUGGAAGAACUACGCCGCGGGCAUGGGACCCGGGGGCGACGCCGACUCCAUUAACUGGAUGCUCGGCAACGAGAAACUCGUCGGUUCCUGGACCAGCCUUGCUCCCGGCAUGGACAGGCACCACGUGUUCCGCUCUAACGCCGCCACCUCCUACAGCCGCGUCUCCAACGCCGACGCCGAGCUCCACCAGAUGAUGGAGUCCACCUUCCAGGGCCACUUGGACAAUCAGCAACCGUUCCCGAACGGUAACACCGCGGCGUUGUCCUUGAUGCCAGGAUUAACCCUUUUACCCGGACAAUUCGGAGCGGCAGGACUACAGGAAAUGCCGCCGAACGAAUCCGCCAAGAUCGAGCCACCUGCCUGGGGGAUGCCCGACCCUGUCCAAGACAAGCAACAUCCGGGAUGGAACAAGUGGGCCCACUAGAGGGCGACGAAGAGAACUCGUCGGACGGAGCCACCCUCUCCUGUAAUCCGGACACGAGACGACAGACCUGGAAGACACGAGUAGUAGUAGAUGGAACUCUGGCAUACGAAGCGUUGUUUCUAGACACUACGUAAAUUACAUUACUAUCCUAUAUUCAUUGAACACGCAGACCCAUAUUACUUGUCAUGCUAGGUGAUAAGACGGUAAAUCCUUACUACAAUUUAUUGCUAUUAUCUAAUAUACUUAUUCGAUACCAAUAAUUAAUGAAUAUGGUGCGUGUGGACUAACGCAGGCCGAGGAGAGAGCGAGCGAGGUUGGGCGGAGGGGGGGAGGAGAUCCACGGAAUCCACGGAGGUGUUUAGAGGGGGUUAAGGCGAUUGCGGGAGACACGAGAAAGAAGAAAAGGAAAAAAAGAAUCCAUAGAUGGACAUGGGGAAAAGGAAACGGGCAGAAAGAAAGAGAGAUAAUGGGGGGAGAGAGAGAGAGCAAGUAGUCGAGCGCUUUGCGGCCGGCAAUUCGCGCCGAGCCGAUUCUUGGCCCCUGGUAGUUGCAUGCUCUGUAUCGUGCUAAUUGAUAAUCGAUAUGCUGAUGAUGGUGACUGUGUCAUUCUGCCAUUGGUAUGGUCUACCUAUCUGUCUAACUUAAUAACCUAUGAUACUUGCCAGACUUGUCACAAUAAAUUCAGAUAUCCAUUACUGUCGCCUUUGGCUUAUCUAGCGGCUUAGCCGUGGUCCCCGAUUCUCGGGUGUUCUUGUCGUCGUCCUCGGUUUUUCGUAUUGCCCUCCCGAUUUCUUUUCGACCAUGGCACCCUCGGCCGAGAGAGGAGGGGCACCUUUGCAAGCGCGAUUAUGCACGACUUAACCUGGAACCAUUGCGAAUAUACGAUGAUUGUUGUAAAUAACUGACUCGUGGUUUGGUGUACACCCCAUUUUUAUGCUUCCACGCGACCAGGAAAGAGAGGGGGAGGGAAAGUACCUCCUCGAACCUGCGAUAACCCGCGACUCUUUCGAUUGCCUUCGACGUUAAACUCUUUCGAAUGGUUCUCGAGUGGCGCUUUCUGCGAGUAUUAUAAUCGUUAUUUGGUAAUAAAGGCCUCGAAAAUGUUAACCGACCUGAUCGAGGUCUUUGCCAGAGAGACCCUGGGUCCACAAAGAACUCGCCGGCUUCGUUAACGUUUUGGAAGGUCGUUUACACCGUAUGAACCGCGACGACGGGAAUGAAGGGGAGAAAUCGAAUUCGUCUUCCUCUCUUUUCGCGAAUCGGCGCGAUUGUCUGACGGAAGGAGAGAGAGAAAAGGGAGCCCUUGUUCGCUCUCUUUCCUUUUCGCCGCAUUUAGUAGCGUCAAGGGAACGUUUGAGUUUACAGGGUCCGUAUCAAGGACGCGGAGUACGUCCGGCUCUAUAUAUCCUGCGUCAGUAAAUCCGUGAUUAAUUACAUAUAUAAAAAAUACAAAAACUAGAGGGGAGUCGUUUUAUCUCGUGGGGGUUUAUGUAUAAUAAUUUCGUGGCGAGUUUGGCGGGAAACUUAUCGAAACUGUGGAAAAAAACGGGUCCGUCGUGACUGUCUCUCCGGGGAGGGUGGGAGUGUACUUGGCGCGGCACUCUGCCGGUGCGCGCGCACAUUCCGGACCUUUUCAGAUGUAUCCUUCCUGUGGGGGAGGACUUAUUCUCUUUCCCGAUUAAUCCUCGCAUCGUGGCUUCGCGGUUUCAGAGGACUCGUGCCGGCUAUCUUGCGCUCCAGUAACGAGCUAAUUGCGGGCCCUAAUUGCGAGAGAGACCACCUUGGAGAGAGAAGCUGCCAGGACCUCUGGAAGGAGCGGGGAAAUUGUCAGAGAUUAACAAAGAUUAACGAGGAUUAACCAAGAUUAACAGCCAUUAACGAGGAUUAACUCAGCCGCGGUGCCCGCGACGCGGCCUGCGAGCCGAUGGGAGCCGCUCUAUGCGCUGUUCUUGGCGCGAGACUCUGCCGAGUCUUCGGGUGGAGGAACCUGAGACACGCUUCGAGACGUUCUAGGAGUGGCCAUUCUCACCCACGACCGAGUCAAGGAUAGGAAGCAGCCGGGAAGGACGACUAGAGCGGAAAACGCGAUGCCUGUCGCAGGAAAAGAAACACCGGCGGCAGGGUCGGUGAUCUUGGCGCGAAACUCUAGCGACUGUCCGGCAAGAGGCAACUCGGUCUCGACCUGGGGCUAGAUACACGUAAGGGAGGAAGAAACGGGAUAAAGUAAACGCGCCUCUUCUCCGUGCUCUCUUCGCGCCGUGCAUUAGCGAUCUUGGCGCGAGACUCAGGCGAGGUUUCUUUUCAUAAACUAGGCGACGGAGAACCCUCGGGAACGGCCAGGUUCCCGAGGACUUCCUUCGAACCCUGCGGGGACUUCCGAUUAUGAACAAUUUACCCGAUCACGACGCCUCGCCGUUGCGUUCGCGUAUAGUGACGCGGACGGCGAGAGGAAACUCACGGAUGUCGAUUUGUAGUUGGCGCGACGUAGCGGGCCGACACUCGUACAUAUACAUAAAUAUAUAUAUACCCGUGCAUCCCUAGCGACAGUACUAUUGUAAUACUAUUAUUGCUAUGGUGGUAAUACUGUUUAUUAUAUUAUAUAUUAUGGUUAUUAUAGCUACACACCCACACAGGAGUAACAGAUGCGCGCGACGGAGAGGACGGUAUAUAUAUAAGGAGGGAGGAAUAUCCGUCGGCACUUACAGGUACAUGCUACACCUCGAUACGCGAUAUACAUAUAUAUAGAUAAGUAAAUAUAUAUAUAUGUAUAUGAUCAGUUCGAUGGAGACACGUGGGAGUACUCUGUGCUCGGUAUUUCAGUGUCAGCUGAGGGAGCAUCGAUCGCCCCUCGAAUUAUUCUCUACCGUAUAUGAUAAUGUUACAUUAUUUAAAGCCUAUUUUCAAAUUUGAUUUAUCAUUGCUGCGAUAUGUGGUAUAUGAAACUAUAUUAUAUGACGUAUAACAAUGAAGCAAAUAAAUGAAGUAUUCACGA
Orussus abietinus is the source of this 12560-nucleotide messenger RNA. It is a transcript of the gene mask, whose product is annotated as ankyrin repeat domain-containing protein 17. The transcript has 29 exons. Lineage: Eukaryota; Metazoa; Arthropoda; Insecta; Hymenoptera; Orussidae. Gene Ontology annotation, biological process: innate immune response. The record is from RefSeq and is a predicted model, not a curated record. Gene Ontology annotation, molecular function: RNA binding; protein binding. Bases 134 to 9568 code for a protein of 3144 amino acids. Gene Ontology annotation, cellular component: cytoplasm.